Molecule: messenger RNA, 1179 nt
Organism: Lucilia cuprina (Australian sheep blowfly)
Lineage: Eukaryota; Metazoa; Arthropoda; Insecta; Diptera; Calliphoridae
Product: odorant receptor 7a-like
Biological process (GO): detection of chemical stimulus involved in sensory perception of smell; sensory perception of smell
Cellular component (GO): plasma membrane
Molecular function (GO): olfactory receptor activity; odorant binding
Source: RefSeq, a predicted model, not a curated record
AUGGGGUUCGCAAGAUUUUGGUUUGGUCGCCGCAAAAACUACUACUACUCUACUCGACAAGCCACCGAUUCUGUAUUUAAAAUUUUUUUCUAUAUAGGCCUACAGGCACCACAAAAAUGGAAAACACUCUAUUAUAUUUAUUCAGUACUAAUGAUUCUAAGUGUUUGUGUGCUUGUGCCCGUAUCCUUCUGUUUGAGUUACUUUUUCGAUCACAGCAAAAUGUCAGUAAUACAAUUGUUGACCUCACUUCAAGUGGCCAUAAAUGUGAUUGGUUUACCAGCGAAAGUUCUAGCAAUUUCAGUAUCUCUAAAACAAUUACGUCUAGCCUUGGAUGUUAUGGACACUUUGGAUAAACGCUGUCAACGUUCGGAUGAAAAGGCAAAGCUAAUUCAUUGCGCUAUGAUUGGUAAUCGUUUGACCACAUUUUAUAUAACACUCUAUUACAUAUAUGCUGUGGUUACUAUGUUGACAUCUGUUAUAAUGGGACAACCUCCUUAUUCUUUGUAUAUGCCUAAAUUGGAUUGGCGUAAUUCAAAGUUGACGUUCACCAUUCAAUCAUUUCUUGAAUAUAUGAUAAUGAAUGUAGUGUGUCUGCAUCAAGCAGGUAUUGAUGUUUAUACCGUUAUUUAUAUCUAUGUUAUACGUACUCAUAUGCAGAUACUGUUGGAACGUGUCAGCAGAUUGGGUACCGAUACAAAAGACUACGAAGAUUUGGUAAUGUGUAUCAAGGAUCAUCAGGAAUUGUUAAGAUUAGUAGCAAUCAUCAGUCCAGUCAUAUCGAAAACCAUUUUUACACAAUUUAUGAUUACCGCCGCCAUCUUAGGCACCACUUUAAUAAAUAUCUUUAUAUUCGCCGAUUUUUCUACAAAAAUUGCUAGUGUAGUUUAUUUCCUAGCAGUUCUAGUGCAAACAUCUCCCUGUUGCUAUCAGGCCACUUGUUUGCAGCACGACAGUGAGCAAUUAGCGCUGGCCAUUUUCCACUGUAAAUGGUUCAAUAAGGAUAUACGUUUUCGUAAAAUGAUGAUAUAUUUUAUGAUGCGUUCUCAGACUCCUAUAACUUUGACGGCUAUGAAAUUAUUUCCAAUAACAUUGAGAACUAGCUUGGGGAUAGCAAAAUUUUCAUUUUCAUUAUAUACAUUGAUCAAGGAAGUGGAUUUUGGUCAAAAUUUUAAACAAUAA